AUGGCUGUUAGCUUCAAGUACUGGGAUGACUGUGUGGACCUUGAGGAUUUGGAGGCCAUGUGGGCUGAUCCUGAUGUCCGAGCUGAAUGGCUUAACGCUGGAGAAGCCAUAGGAUCGAAGAUUCAUCUCUCACGUGAUCCUGAUGGCCAACCUUAUCUAACGCAAACUGAGAUCAAGGCUGUAGCAGGGAUUAUUGUCCGGAGGCAUUUUGUUUCCCAGAUUGAUUCGGACAUGCUUUGUGCUAUUGCCACUCUGGAAAGUGAUAGGCAGCCUCUGGCUACUCAAUAUAACAAGAAAUCAAAAGAGACUAUGCUCGGGAUCAUGCAAAUCUUGCCAAAAACUGCAGAAUGGUUGGCCAGAGAUUUGGGUUAUAGAAACUAUGACUUCUCAGGAAACCAGAAACAUUUAUACAAGCCUUUUGUCAAUGUAUAUUUUGGCGCUGCAUAUCUCAAGUGGUUAUCAACUUACGACCAAAAAGAUAGAAGUGAAGAAUUUAUGGUAAGGGCUUAUAAAGGUGGCACAAAGAAGGCAACUCACAAGUCAACAUUGCAGUACUGGAAACGAUAUAUCUCUGUUAAGGAAAGUCUUCCUUCCAGGAAAGUCUUUGAAGUUACUGCUCUGCCUACGGCUUCUUCAGCUACAACUCCUGCAGUAGCAACUGCGAAAGCGCCAGUUAAUACAACUUGGGACUCUAGGACUUCCAAAGAAGAUAUGGAAGAAAUGUGGAAUAAUGCUAGUGUAAGUAAAGAAUGGACCAAGUCAGGGGAGAAAAAGGGCAAAGUUCGAUUUUCUCAUGAUGUUGAAAAGAGACCUUAUCUAUCCCGGGUAGAACUGCGGGGGGUUUCAGAGAUCAUUCUUGCUAAACACUUCAGCACAAGAAGAGUAAAACCUGCUGUUCUAUGUGCUCUUUCUGAAAUGGUAAGCAUGCGUUUUGUGGAUGGAGUUGGACAACGUGUUGGGUUGAUGGGUAUUGACUAUCCUACGGCACGUUGGCUUUACAAGGACGUGGGCUGCAAAGUGUACAAAGUGGAGUCGGUUGAAGACCUCACCAAGCCUUUUGUCUCCAUGUACUUUGGCGCAGCCUAUCUGGCCUGGUUAUCAGAAUACGAGGGCAGGGAAAGGACUCCACAAUUCAUUGUGCAAGCAUAUCUUACUGGACCGCAGAAGGUCAACCAUCCGGAAACAGGUCCUCUCUGGCUUAAAUUUGAAGAGGCCUUGAGUCGCUACGAAGAUUUCAAGAAAGAACACGAAGAAGGGAGUUGCACAAUUCUUUAA
Oldenlandia corymbosa var. corymbosa is the source of this 1275-nucleotide messenger RNA. The record is from the annotation of a GenBank genome assembly. NCBI's taxonomy places the organism in Eukaryota, Viridiplantae, Streptophyta, Magnoliopsida, Gentianales, Rubiaceae.